Diabrotica virgifera virgifera (western corn rootworm) is the source of this 1674-nucleotide messenger RNA. It is a transcript of the gene YME1L, whose product is annotated as ATP-dependent zinc metalloprotease YME1L. Lineage: Eukaryota; Metazoa; Arthropoda; Insecta; Coleoptera; Chrysomelidae. The transcript is spliced from 7 exons. Gene Ontology annotation, biological process: mitochondrion organization; protein quality control for misfolded or incompletely synthesized proteins. Gene Ontology annotation, molecular function: ATP hydrolysis activity; metalloendopeptidase activity; ATP-dependent peptidase activity. Bases 16 to 1440 code for a protein of 474 amino acids. The record is from RefSeq and is a predicted model, not a curated record. Gene Ontology annotation, cellular component: mitochondrial inner membrane.
UUAUGGCUUAGAAAGAUGUAUUUUGUUCUUAAAUAUCCCAAAAAUUGCAGAAUUCAAUUAGGGAAUCAAGUAGAGGUGGAUCCUGAAGAAAUCCAUGUAACUUUUGAAGAUGUAAAAGGAGUAGAUGAGGCUAAACAAGAAUUAAAAGAUGUAGUCGAAUUUUUGAGAAGUCCAGAAAAGUUUUCAACUUUGGGAGGCAAAUUACCAAAAGGAGUUUUACUUGUUGGUCCUCCAGGUACUGGUAAAACAUUACUUGCUAGAGCCGUGGCAGGAGAAGCUGGUGUACCAUUUUUUCAUGCAGCUGGACCUGAAUUUGAUGAAGUAUUAGUUGGACAAGGUGCCAGAAGGGUUAGAGAUUUAUUUAAGGCAGCGAAAAAACGUGCCCCAUGUGUGAUAUUUAUCGAUGAAAUCGACUCAGUAGGUUCAAAACGUACUAAUAGUGUUUUACAUCCGUAUGCUAAUCAAACUAUCAAUCAAUUACUCAGUGAAAUGGAUGGUUUCCAUCAAAAUGAAGGAGUCAUUGUAUUGGGAGCCACUAAUAGAAGGGAUGAUCUGGAUCAAGCUCUCUUACGACCGGGUAGAUUCGAUGUAGAAGUUACCGUUCCUACACCUGACUAUACAGGUCGUAAAGAAAUAUUGGGCUUAUACUUAAAUAAGAUAUUAGCUAAGGAUAUAGAUCUAGAAUUAUUAGCAAGAGGUACGACAGGAUUUACAGGAGCAGAUCUAGAAAAUAUGGUCAAUCAAGCAGCUCUGAGAGCGGCGAUAGAUGGAGCAGAUUUUGUUGCCAUGAAACAUUUGGAAUCGGCCAGAGACAAAGUUUUAAUGGGACCUGAAAGAAAAUCCCGUAUACCCGACGAAGAAGCGAAUAUGAUUACAGCGUACCACGAAGGAGGACAUGCGAUUGUUGCUUAUUAUACGAGAGAUAGUCAUCCAUUACACAAAGUAACCAUUAUACCCAGAGGGCCUAGCCUUGGACAUACCGCGUACAUUCCUGAAAAGGAAAGGUAUCACAUAACAAAAUCCCAGUUGCUGGCUAUGAUGGAUACUAUGAUGGGCGGAAGGGCUGCCGAAGAACUCAUUUUUGGACCAGAAAAAAUUACUUCAGGCGCAAGUUCAGAUUUGAAACAAGCGACAUCUAUUGCUACGCAUAUGGUGAAAGACUGGGGAAUGUCAGAGAAAAUUGGUCUUCGCACUAUGGUGGAUAAUUCAAAGAGCUUCCAACCGGAAACAUUAGGUCCCACAACCAAUGAAAUGGUUGACAGUGAGAUCCGUAGGAUUUUGUCAGAAAGUUACGAAAGAGCUAAACAAAUUCUGAAGGUUCAUUCGAAAGAACAUAAAGCAUUAGCUGAAGCUUUAUUGAAGUACGAAACGUUAGACGCAGAAGAUAUAAAAGCGAUUAUGUCAGAGAAGGGAGGUGGUGGGGACAAGAAAAAAGUCUAGUUUUAAUAGGAUACUUUUGUUGUUGCAGUACCGCAUUUUAUUUUAUUUUAAAGAGACACAACAACUAAGGUAUUUUAGAAAAUUUGUAAUUUCUGUAUAUAUGUCUUCGCUAAUUUAGCAAACACGGAAUACCAAAUCCACCGGUUUGGUGUAUAACACUUAAUUUAAUUUUGUUAAACUUUAAUUUCCUUUUGAUAGGAAUAUAGAUUGCGUAAUAAAAAAAAUGUUACUGAU